This is a messenger RNA of Tetranychus urticae (two-spotted spider mite), 868 nucleotides long. Lineage: Eukaryota; Metazoa; Arthropoda; Arachnida; Trombidiformes; Tetranychidae. The record is from RefSeq and is a predicted model, not a curated record.
CAAGAUUACGUUUGUUUAAAUGAGUUCUAACAAUACUGAAAAAAAUGGGAGUAAAAAUGGAUCCAAAAAGAACGAUAAAUCGAAAGUUGAACAAUCUAAUAAUGGUGGGUCAUCGGUUUCAACUAUGAUUGGUAGUACAGCAUCUAGUGGGGUUUCAGAUGUUAAUCAAAACUCUGGAAUGUAUGAGCAGCUUUGUGAGUUGAUAGAAAGUGAGUUGAAAUGUGCCAUUUGUCAACAGUUGGUUAACAAUGCAGUGAAUAUUAAUUGCUCGCACACCUUUUGUUUCAAUUGUUUGGCCCAAUGGAGACGAGAGACAGGCCGAUGUCCUAUUUGCCGAGUGAAUUAUUCCAAUCGAAGUCGAGUAUUGAUGGUUGAUAAUUUGAUUCGCCGGUAUUGCCAAUUGGCCAAUAUUAAAUUAGAAAAAGUAUCACCAAUUUCUAGUCCUGUCAGCUCGAGUGAUUCAACAAUAACCAACGAUUCAUUCAAUUUUAUCACAUGGCCUGAAAAUAUUGUUUUACCAACUAUCAGAGAUGUUGGAGUCAAUACAUCACCUCGAUCUCAAAACAGUGGAAUCGUAGAGCCCAGUAGACAACUUCAAAUGGAAAUAUUUCAGCCAAGAGAAAAUCGACCGGAGAACAAUUAUUUUAGCUCAGGAGUGAAUAGACAAACUCGUCGUAGAAGAAGAAAUCGUCGACAGCGCAAUCAAGCACGAGCCAAUCGUCGUGGUAGGCGAAGAAGGGGUAACCAAGAAUCAGAUGUACGUUCCGCUUCUGACCGAAGAUCUGAAGUUAGAAGAAGAAGAGGUGAUGUUAAUAGAUGAUUCUGAUCAGUGUAAUCAUGUACAGCACCACACGAAAUAAUAACUGAU